Messenger RNA from Rangifer tarandus platyrhynchus (Svalbard reindeer), 479 nucleotides. Lineage: Eukaryota; Metazoa; Chordata; Mammalia; Artiodactyla; Cervidae. The record is from the annotation of a GenBank genome assembly.
AUGGUACUGGGCUGGUGGAGGGACCAGAUCCAGGGCUGGCUUACAAGCAGUGGCACCCCCUCCAAUCACGACACCCAUGAAGACAGCAUCGCCCGAGCCACCGAUCACGCCGGUGACCGCCACGACACGUGCAGGGCCAGCCUCACCUGUGACACCUGUGACAGGCGUGACAGCAGCCACACCUGUGAUACCAGUGCUACGCGGGACACCAGAGACGCCUGCGACACCAGCAGCACCUGCGACAGCUGCAAUACCAGUGCCAUCAAGGUCAUUGAAAAGACACAUCAGAACUUCUCCGACCUCCAGGAACUGUUUCGAGAGGUUAACAGUAUGAGAAUGGUAAACCACCCGAAUAUCGUGAAACUCCUGGAGGUCACCGAUACACCAGAGACUCUGUUCAUAGUAAUGAACAGUGGGGGAGACUUAUUCACCUACUUGGAGGUCCAAGGCUGCCUGACGGAGGGGGAGGCCCGAGGCGC